Brettanomyces nanus is the source of this 528-nucleotide messenger RNA. It is a transcript of the gene ISU1, whose product is annotated as iron-binding protein. Gene Ontology annotation, cellular component: mitochondrial matrix; cytoplasm. The coding region runs from base 1 to 528 and encodes 175 amino acids. Gene Ontology annotation, molecular function: 2 iron, 2 sulfur cluster binding; ferrous iron binding. The transcript has a single exon. The record is from RefSeq and is a predicted model, not a curated record. Gene Ontology annotation, biological process: intracellular iron ion homeostasis; iron-sulfur cluster assembly. Lineage: Eukaryota; Fungi; Ascomycota; Pichiomycetes; Pichiales; Pichiaceae.
AUGUUCUCAAGACAGUUUAUAAGACAGGGUAUUGCACUUACGCAAAGGAAGUCGUGCAAUUACAUCGCUAUUUCACGUCGAUUCUACCAUCCAAAGGUUAUUGAUCACUAUCAAAACCCAAGAAAUGUCGGCACAAUGGAUAAGAAUCUGCCGAAUGUCGGAACGGGACUUGUUGGCGCUCCAGCUUGUGGCGAUGUGAUGAGAUUGCAGAUAAAGGUGAAUGAUGCUACUGGUGUCAUUGAAGAUGUGAAAUUUAAGACGUUUGGAUGUGGUUCUGCCAUUGCUUCUUCAUCGUUUGCAACAGAGAUGGUGAAGGGUAUGACACUUGAGGAAGCUGGUAAGAUUAAGAAUACUACUAUAGCCAAAGAGCUUUCUCUUCCACCAGUUAAACUUCAUUGCUCUAUGUUAGCUGAAGAUGCCAUUAAAAGUGCUAUUAAGGACUACAAGUCUAAGAGACAGAGCAGAAAGCCUACUCUAGGACCCGAGGCUGAAAAGUCCGACUUUAAGCCUGCUACUACCACUGCUUGA